Rhododendron vialii is the source of this 1281-nucleotide messenger RNA. RefSeq lists its product as uncharacterized. Lineage: Eukaryota; Viridiplantae; Streptophyta; Magnoliopsida; Ericales; Ericaceae. The record is from RefSeq and is a predicted model, not a curated record. Bases 1 to 1281 code for a protein of 426 amino acids. The transcript has 5 exons.
AUGAAGAAGACGGGGAAGAGGGCUGCUCCGAUCAUUCUUGAUACUCCUUUCUCUUCUCGACCAGGUGUUUCAACUUCGAGACAAUCUUCUUCUGGUAGAUCCUCGAAGUCUUCUGAUAUGUUACUUGGACCUAAUGAAGUAGCGAGACCUUCUCCUGGUCCGGAUAAAGCAGCGAGAUCCUCUCCAAGAAGAUAUCCUCAAAGAUAUCUUCUUAAUAUCUUGGAGUCCAAGUGUCGCCAUUUUUGUGGUACAACCGUUUAUUUUAAGUUUGAGGAUCCUGAGGCUGUGAUUUGCCCAUUGGAGACGAUGUUUCCUGAGAACUUUGAUCAUUCUUCACAAGAGUUUGUCUCCUCUUUGGACCAAUUUAGAGCUUACAUUGAUUCUCUCUUUGAGGGCAAAGAUUCCAUUCUAGAAGGAAAAGAUGUACAAGCUAUCUUAAACAAAUUUGAGAAGGGGUGUGAAUUUCUUGUCUUGGGGCGAGUUAAAGCAAGCUUAAAGGCCGCUAGCCUUUCUUCAUCUUUAGAAUAUUCAGCUUCGGCAUCUAAUCGUUCGCAAGGGGAAUCAAAGCAUGACUCGCAAGGAGAAACGAAGGAUGAGGAUGAUGAGAGUGAGGAUGAAACUGACGAGUUAUAUAAUUAUACCCCAUUGUCAGAUUGUUCUCCUAAGAGUGCUUUUAAGGGUCAUCCUUCUAGCCAUUCCAUAAUAUCAACAGCUCCUAGCGGAUCUCCCAAACCUACUGGAUAUUUACCCUCGAAGUCUGCCACAUCUUCUGCUGCUAUGGCUACCUUCAAAGAUCAUGCCUCUUCAAAGAACUCGUGGCAAGCUACCUCUUCAAAUUUGUUGCCUUCAUCAACCCCACAAGUCCAAAGCACUGGAGAAGCUUCUUUCGACGACUUGAUGGACCCUGUUGAACUAGAAGGGUUAAUUGCUAGGAUCGAGAAACCUCCUGUUCAGUCCAUCCCUCUUUCCUCUAGCGAGGUUGCUGUCCACAUCCAGAAAGGCCUUUUUAUCUCACUCCAGUCAUCCACAAUAAGCAUAGAAGACAUUAUUACUCAAUCCAAUGGAGUUAUUUCCCUUUUGAAGAGUUUUAAAGUGGAUCUUAGUUCUCUUUACGAGAAGGUGAAAGCUUUGGUUAAAUAUUCUGUUUUAUGGACCAAAGUAUCAGGUACUCCUAAUAAGGAUGUUUCUCUCGGAGAACUUGAGGCCCAAUAUGAGGUCAAAAAGACUAAUUUUGAAGAAAUGGCCAGUUCUUAUGAGGAGACGACUUCUUCCGUCUCUUAA